This is a messenger RNA of Cuscuta epithymum, 1992 nucleotides long. The record is from the annotation of a GenBank genome assembly. NCBI's taxonomy places the organism in Eukaryota, Viridiplantae, Streptophyta, Magnoliopsida, Solanales, Convolvulaceae.
CCCCUUACCCGACCACAUAAUUUAAGCUUUCGGAAUUUACGAUGGCGGUCUAUCUCUACUUAAAGCCGAGCCUGCCCUGAUUCCGGAUCCAGGAGAGAAGCCCAAUAAAUACCUCAUCGCCUCUCUUUUCGUCCCUCUUUCGUCAUAGUCUCAUACGCCAUCAAAACGCCGCUAUUGAUACCACGACCGACGCAGGGAGAAGAAGCUCUGGCAGGUAGAGAAAGAGGAGGACCAGGCUGUUCUGCUCAGUAGUAAGCAAUGGGUGCCGGAGGCAGGAUGGCAGUGUCCCAGGAGGGUAAGAAUAUCAAAUCUGAUGAUUCCGUUAAGCGUGUUCCGUAUGCCAAACCACCUUUCACGGUCGGUGAGAUCAAGAAAGCCAUCCCACCCCAUUGUUUCAAACGCUCUGUUCUCCGCUCGUUCUCCUAUGUUGUCUACGACCUCACGGUUGCCUUUCUCCUCUACUAUGUCGCAACACACUAUUUCCAUCUUCUCCCACAGCCUCUCUCAAACCUGGCCUGGCCGCUCUAUUGGAUCUGCCAAGGCUGUGUACUGACCGGAGUCUGGGUCAUCGCUCACGAAUGCGGCCACCAUGCGUUUAGUGACUACCAAUGGCUGGACGACACCGUUGGCCUUACCCUACAUUCCACUCUUCUCGUUCCUUACUUCUCUUGGAAGUACAGUCACAGGCGUCACCAUUCCAACACCGGAUCCCUUGAACGGGAUGAAGUUUUUGUGCCCAAACAGAAAUCUGAAAUAAAAUGGUACGCCAAAUAUCUUAACAACCCUCUGGGCAGAGCUUUCACGCUUAUUGCUCAGCUCACCCUUGGUUGGCCCCUAUACCUCAUGUUCAAUGUGUCGGGUAGACCCUAUCCACGUUUUGCGUGCCACUAUGACCCUUACAGCCCUAUAUAUUCACCCCGGGAGCGGGCCCAGAUUUUCCUUUCGGAUCUUGGUGUCUUUGCUGUUACCUUCGGACUGUACCGUCUUGUGGCAGCUAAAGGGCUGUCUUGGGUUCUCUGUGUGUAUGGGUGCCCGCUCAUGAUUGUGAACGGGUUCCUUGUUUUGAUCACUUUCUUGCAGCAUACUCACCCUUCAUUGCCCCAUUAUGAUUCAUCCGAGUGGGAUUGGUUGCGGGGUGCCCUCUCCACUGUUGACAGGGAUUACGGCAUUCUCAACAAGGUGUUUCAUAACAUCACAGAUACUCAUGUGGCACACCAUCUAUUUUCCACCAUGCCGCACUACCAUGCCAUGGAGGCCACAAAAGCUAUCAAACCGAUAUUGGGUGAGUACUACCAGUUUGACAGCACACCAGUCUUCAAGGCAAUGUUCAGAGAAGUGAAGGAGUGUGUUUAUGUUGAGCCAGACGAUGAAGGUGACAAGAAGAAGGGAGUUUUCUGGUACAAGAAUAAGCUUUAAUCAGUUUGUAUCCAAGCGAAAAUAUCGCAUGUAACGCUGCAGGUGCAGGUUGAUCAUGUACUUGAACUUUGGUUGUGUUUGAAUAAACUUUGAGAGUGCUUCAUUUGAAAAUGAACAAUAGAACUCCAAUGGUAUGUGUGGCCCCAUUCUGGUUUUGAACCGAAUGCUUCUCAUUCUCUAAAUGAGAUCACCCAAUAUUGAGAUUAGAACAUGUGUGUUUGGAUCUGGUUCAAUACUGGGUCUUGUCCAGUUCUUAAAACUGAUUCAACCCAGUUUUGUACCAUGUUCACAAAAUCAAGUAAUGGAGACUGAGUCAGUCUGAUCUGUUCCCAUUGUAACAAUUAAAUCUGUACUAGGGUUCAGCUGGCUCUAGUACAGUCCAAAUUCCGGUUGGGUGUUGAACCACCUGGUUUUGGUCCAGUCUCGACAAAACUAGAUCCACCCCUAAUCGAUUAUACUUUAUAAGUUACUCUCUUUUUAAAAAAAAUUGUGUAUAAAUAUGACUCAAUAAGUUACUCUCUUUCUAAAAAAAUUGUGGACAAGUAUGAUUCAAUAAGCUACAGAAUGGCAAAAAAG